Molecule: messenger RNA, 1540 nt
Organism: Ipomoea triloba (trilobed morning glory)
Lineage: Eukaryota; Viridiplantae; Streptophyta; Magnoliopsida; Solanales; Convolvulaceae
Product: transcription factor bHLH30-like
Exons: 3
Coding region: 359-1348 (329 amino acids)
Biological process (GO): regulation of DNA-templated transcription
Molecular function (GO): DNA-binding transcription factor activity; protein dimerization activity
Source: RefSeq, a predicted model, not a curated record
GAGUGGAGGUGGGAAGAGGGCCCAGAAGAGAAAGAAAACACAAGGGAACAGAAACAUACCAACAAAGCACAAGGGAGAAAGGGAAACAUUGGAGAUGUCUAAGUUGAUGGUAUUGUGAUAAAAAGGAAAGGUCUUUUCAUUCAAUUCCUUCUCCAUCCAUUCCAUUCAUUCAACUCCCACCCAAACAAAAUAAUCCAGUUUGCUAUCUAGCUGAAGAACAUCCAAGAUCAAAGAGACUUGAAGGAGCUAAGAAGCUAAGGGCAUCAUAAGCAUAAGCUAAGACUCCACUAAUAUCAUCAAAACACACAGAAAAAAAGCAACCCAAGAAAAGGUUUUUUUUUUUUUAAGGAUCAAAGAUAUGCAGCAACAAAGCAGCAGAGAUGCAUACAUGGGGAGUGGUGCAGGCAAUACUAGGUCGGAUUUGAUGUUCCCAGAAGUGUCUCCGGUUCUUCCGUGGCCGGUUCAGAGCUUCAACCCGGUUACCUUCCAAACCAACCCGGUCCGUGACCACGACCAGUUUCUCAUCCCGCCGCCACCCUCGCCAUACGGCGGCUUGUUCAACAGGAGGCCGCCGCCGCCGGGGCUGCAGUUUGCUUACGACGGACAGACGUCGGAGCACCACCACCACCACCUCCGCCUCAUAUCCGAUACGCUGGCGGGCCACGUGGUCCAGCCCGGCUUGGCGGCGCCAUUCGGGCUCCAAGCCGAGCUGCAGAAGAUGACGGCGCAGGAAAUCAUGGACGCUAAAGCCCUGGCGGCUUCCAAGAGCCACAGCGAAGCCGAAAGGAGGAGAAGAGAAAGAAUUAAUAAUCAUCUUGCUAAGCUUCGUAGCCUCCUUCCCAGCACAACAAAGACGGAUAAAGCUUCAUUACUAGCGGAGGUGAUACAACACGUGAAGGAGCUGAGGAGGCAGACAUCAAUAAUCUCGGAGACGACCCAAAUCCCGACGGAGGUGGACGAGUUGACGGUGGACAACGCCGCCGCCGACGACGGAAAGGUGAUGAUCAGAGCUUCAUUGUGCUGCGAGGACAGGUCGGACUUGUUGCCGGACCUAAUCAAGGCGCUGAAAGCUCUGAGGCUAAGGACUCUCAAAGCCGAAAUCACCACCGUCGGCGGCCGUGUAAGGAACGUUCUGUUCAUCACCGGAGAAGACGGCGACGGCGACCCGCCGUCGUCGCAACAAAGUCUCCAGCAUUGCUCCAUUAGUUCGAUUCAAGAAGCGCUGAAAGCUGUGAUGGAGAAAGGUAGCGGGGAAGAGUCUGGUACUGGGAAUGCAAAGAGACAGAGAACCAACAAUAUCAAUAUCCUUGAACAACAACAACAACAACAACAACAUAGAUCUCUCUGACAACAAAUCAAUAAUAAAUAGUAAUAACUUACUCUCAUCUCAUCUUAUGUUGUUUUAAUUUCCUGGUGUUUUGCUUUUUUGUUUUUUUUUUGCAUGUAUGUGUGAGCUUUCUUUGGGGGUGUUUUGUUUGGUUUGGUGAUAUACUGGACAUUAUUGGACACAUUUCACAUAUGGGAUAGAUAUGGGAUCAAA